Daktulosphaira vitifoliae (grape phylloxera) is the source of this 837-nucleotide messenger RNA. RefSeq lists its product as uncharacterized. The transcript has 2 exons. The record is from RefSeq and is a predicted model, not a curated record. NCBI's taxonomy places the organism in Eukaryota, Metazoa, Arthropoda, Insecta, Hemiptera, Phylloxeridae. The coding region runs from base 176 to 709 and encodes 177 amino acids.
AGCUUUGACAAUAUUUCUUGGAUGCACAUAUGCAAAAGUUAUAAAUUAUCUUUUUACAAUUAUUAUCAACAGCGUACAAAUUAGUAAAAAUAAAAAAAAAGAAAGAAAUGACUUAAUAAAUGAAUGCAUUUAUACAAAAAGAUUAAUAAACGUAAUAGGUUCAAUAGCAAAAUUGAUGAAAAGCGCCAUGGAUGCAUUAGAUUCAUUACAUUACUUACCAUGGGCUCAUUUUAAAGAAAAUUGCAAAAAUCAAUACAUAAUGAGUCCUUUGUUGGAAAAAAUAGGAGAUUUUUCCGAUAAAUUAAACGAACGGACUGUAUCACGUAAUGAUAUUUUUACAUACUCUUCGGUAUUUAAAAAGAUAGAUUUAUUUUCUAAAAAUAUAAAAAAUGAACUUCUAUUUGAAACUAAUUCAUAUUGUGAAUAUGCAUCUUAUAAUGAGAACUAUUUAUGGGAUGAAUGGAUCCAAGAAUAUAAUGCCAUUAUUAAACAUGACGAAAAAUUAGUAUUUUUAAAGUUUUUAACCAGAAAAUGUAAUGAUUAUAUCAAGACUGUAAUUAUAGAAUAUUAUUUUCAACUGGGAUUUAAAUAUGAUCCAAUUACUGAAGAAAUAUUUUUACCAACACCCGGGGAGCUAAUUAUACAAGAAUUAGAACUUAAAGCAACAGAUGAUGAACCUCCAACUCUAUUACAAAUAGAAACUCAUUAAAUGUUGUAAUAAAAUUAAUCUUUGUUUACAUUAUUGUUAUAUAAUUAAGCACAACUUACUUUAAUACUGAGUAAAUCUAUAAAUUAUUAUUAAAAAUAAAUAUGAAUUGUGCAUUAUACAAUUUUUUA